AUGUCGAAAAGCGGCUCGCAGGAACAUUCUUUUUCUCCCGAAAACACACCGAACGCUGCACGACCGCAUAUUUUUUUUGCGACACUUGUUUAUCAGCUUGCUAGUAAUUUUCCCAGCAUCCGGGCGGACGUGAGCAAAUCGAUCCGCGACAAUCCUGCUCUCUUAGAUCCCAGCAAGUCUCUCCGCGUUCAGGUGGAGACGCUCUUUCUCCAACCACUCCGUGGGCUUCACCUCAGAUUGCGCGGGUGUCAACCUUUGACUUUUGUUGUUGAUGCCCUUGAUGAGUGCACAUCCGAAUUUGAGCUUGCAGAUCUCAUCCUUUCCCUUGCACGGGUUCUUCGUGAGCCUGAUCUGCCCGCGAUCCACAUCCUUCUUACAAGUCGCUCGGAAUUACAUAUAUGUAGAGCCAUGGAAAAUGAAGAAGUGCGGUCGUUGAUGUGCGAGAUACCAGCGACAAUCUCUGGAAAGGGCAUUGGUAGCAUCGUCUCAUUGGACAGCGCUAACGUCGACAAUGACAUCUAUAUCUUCUUGCGGCAUUCCUUCGGACAACUGGGAAGUCGCCAUCUUGACUUUCCUCAACCAUCGACUGAACAACUUGAGCGACUUGCAAGCCGAGCGGGCAGACGUUUCAUUGUAGCGUCUACGAUGAUGAAGUUUAUCGACAAUGAAGACAAUGAUCCCUACGAUCAGCUGAUGCUGAUGCUCGAGCUAACAAGCGAGCUGCUACCAGGAACAGAGGCGUUCAAAUUCUACGACUGUAUCCUCUCUACGUGUGCCGACCCUAAGCGAGCAUAUCUGCACUUGUCCGUCGUUGCUGCUCUCACAGACCCUCUGCCUCUCUCGCAAAUCUCGACACUGCUUGGCCCUGGUUUGGGCAAGGAUGUCGAGACAACUCUGAUGCAGUUGCGGUCUGUCAUGGAUAUCCCUGCAGACAGCACUCUCCCCGUGAAUAUCUAUCAUUCCUCCAUUCGCGACUAUGUUUCAGAUACCUUAAACUGCAGCCUCCGUCAAGUACACGAUAUGCCAUCACCUCACCGCCUACUCACACAUUCCUCUUUUCGCUUGAUGAUGAAAGGCAUUCCAGAAAACACUGCACUUCUUGAUGCCCUCUCGCAAUUGGAGACGCAGAGCUCCGCUAUGGAACGCGAGAUCCCCCAUGUAUUAAAAUACUCAUUGGCCUUCCUCAUUCAGCCACCGGAGCCACUGUCAGUCCUUAGCGCUAUUUUAUGGCUUCAGGGAGAUCGCAGUUCACAUUCACAAUCUUGGCUAGAGACUGUAGAGGGUCGCAACUGGCUUCAGACCGAUGCAGGGAAAAUGUGGCUGCUGUGGACUGAAGCUGGUAAAGACUGGCUUCAGGAUCAAGAUGACCAGCAGACCUGGGUGCAGACCCCGGGAAAGCAAGCCUGGGUGCAGAUCUCAGGCGGACGAAGCUGGAUGAAGACCUCGAGUGGGCGACACUGGCUUCAGAGCCCGGGUGUAAAAGACUGGCUACAGACUCAAGAUGGGCGACACUGGCUUCAUACCCCGGGCGGGAAAUUUUGGCUCCAUACCAGGGACGGUAGAGAUUGGCUGCAGACCCCAUGGCGAGACUGGCUGCAGACCGCAGGAGGGCUAGAAUGGCUGCGGACACAGGGAGGGAGAGACUGGCUGCAGACCCUGGAAGGGCAAGUUGUCCAGGCGGUACUGGAGGAAUUCUCAAGCACACUGGAAGCAAUCAACGGGCAUAUUAUCUUGCCAGAAAUGCGUUUACUGCCAGCUUUCGAAGUCAUCCAGCAGUUCAAGAACUUGCCGGAUUCUCUGAUGUUUCCAAUGUUCCUGGCGUUAAGACACCAUCAUUCCACCUCUUCAUCACCAAGUCUUUUUCCAAUAGAUGAGGAGAUCAUGUAUGCUAUGUAUGCCUUUACGACAUUCGCAGACGAAGCACUGGAACGGAGUCGAUCAGCCUCCGAGGCUCUCAAGUAUGCUUGUCAAAACUGGGCUGUCCAUCUCCGCAUGAUCCAAAUCCACGAGAUGACAGGCUUGACCACAUAUUUCAAGCUUUUUUGGAAUCGUUACCUCCUUUCCUGGCUCGAACGGCAGUGGUGUUUGAAGGGUCUGUGGUCUUACCUUGUCGUCUUAACUGAAGGGCAAAUAUUUGUUAAGGUUUUAUGA
Messenger RNA from Suillus discolor, 2151 nucleotides. RefSeq lists its product as uncharacterized. The record is from RefSeq and is a predicted model, not a curated record. Bases 1 to 2151 code for a protein of 716 amino acids. Lineage: Eukaryota; Fungi; Basidiomycota; Agaricomycetes; Boletales; Suillaceae. The transcript is spliced from 3 exons.